Molecule: messenger RNA, 11498 nt
Organism: Clarias gariepinus (North African catfish)
Lineage: Eukaryota; Metazoa; Chordata; Actinopteri; Siluriformes; Clariidae
Gene: lama5
Product: laminin, alpha 5
Exons: 80
Coding region: 112-11109 (3665 amino acids)
Biological process (GO): axon guidance; cell adhesion; regulation of embryonic development
Cellular component (GO): basement membrane
Molecular function (GO): signaling receptor binding
Source: RefSeq, a predicted model, not a curated record
GUGUGUGAUGAGUUGUGUUAACACCAGCGCGUCUCCUCACUGCCCGCGUUAGACUUUCUCUCCCCUCACAGCUCUCAGUACUCGGAGUACAGCAGCGCGCGCAGGUGAAAGAUGGCGCGAGGACGCGCGGAGUUCCAGCUCUUUCUUCUUCUUCUGCUGCUGCGUGUUUGCGGCGCCGCCGCGCAGGACUUACCGACGGACGGAGUGAACGGAUUCAGCCUCCAUCCGCCUUAUUUCAAUUUGGCAGAAGGCACAAAAAUCACAGCGACAGCCACCUGCGGAGAAGACGAGCACAGCCGCCCGGUCCAGGACCUCUACUGCAAACUGGUCGGAGGGCCUGUAUCAGGGGACCCGAGCCAAACCAUCCAGGGCCAGUACUGCGACAUAUGUGACACGGCAGACAGCAAUCGAGCCCAUCCCAUCACUAAUGCUAUUGAUGGAACUGAAAGAUGGUGGCAGAGUCCUCCCCUUUCUCGCAGCACUGAAUACAACCAAGUGAAUGUCACGCUGGACCUGGGACAGCUCUUUCAUGUGGCUUAUGUGCUCAUCAAAUUCGCCAACUCUCCAAGACCUGACCUGUGGGUCCUUGAGCGGUCUGUGGACUUUGGAGAGACGUACCAUCCAUGGCAGUUCUUUGCCUCAUCCAAAAGAGACUGCAUCGAGCGAUUUGGCCAGAGAACCAUCGAGCGCAUCAACCAUGACAAUGAUGUCAUCUGCACAACCGAAUACUCUCGUAUUGUGCCCCUGGAAAAUGGAGAGAUUGUGGUUUCUCUGGUUAAUGGGCGACCAGGAGCCAUGAAUUUUUCCUACUCACCGGUGCUGAGGGAAUUCACCAAAGCUACCAACAUCCGCCUGCGCUUCCUGCGCACCAACACACUGCUGGGCCACCUGAUGGGCAAAGCACUAAGAGACCCCACCGUCACCCGCCGGUAUUACUACAGCAUCAAAGACAUCAGCAUUGGAGGAAGAUGUGUGUGCAAUGGCCAUGCUGAAGCCUGCAACGCUGUUGAUCCCAAUGACCCCUACAAACUACAGUGCGACUGCCAGCACAACACUUGUGGUCCAUCAUGUGACCACUGUUGCCCCGGGUUCAACCAGUUGCCAUGGAAGCCAGCCACCACUUACAGCGCUAAUGAGUGCGAACAGUGUAACUGCAACAGACACUCGUAUAAGUGCUACUACGACCCCGAGGUAGACCGGAGACGAGCCAGUCUGAACAUGCACGGCAAGUACCAAGGAGGCGGAGUGUGUAUGGAGUGUCAGCACCACACUACAGGAAUCAACUGUGAGCGCUGUGUACCAGGAUACUACAGGUCACCUGACUACCCUCUGGAGUCGCCUAUGGCCUGUUCACAGUGUUUGUGUCAGUCAGAUUUUACUGAUGGCACGUGUGAGGACCUGACGGGUCGCUGCUACUGUAAGCCCAACUACACGGGGGAGAAGUGUGACUCUUGUGCAGAAGGAUAUGAGAACUUUCCAGCUUGCUAUUUGGUCACUCCCACCUUCCCCACGCAUAUCAACGGAGAGGCUCGGCCUGCAGGAGAGAUCAUCAACUGUGAGUGUAAUGCGGCAGGCACAGAAGGAAAUUCGUGUAAGGCAAACCCACACACACAGACCUGUGUGUGUAAACCUGGUUUCUCAGGACAGCACUGUGAGAUCUGUGCUCCGGGGUACUACGGCCCCAACUGCUAUCGCUGUCAGUGCACAUGCCCAGGUUGUCUGGACGGAGCAUGUGAUGGAGAAACAGGACAGUGCGAGUGUCGAAGCGGCUUUUACGGCUAUUCAUGCGAUCAGUGUGCUCCCGGCUAUUUCAACUACCCUCUGUGCCAGCUUUGUGGCUGUAGCGCUAUAGGCGCUCUACCUGGUGGUUGUGACUCCUCUGGGCACUGUGCAUGUCGGCCCGAGUUUACAGGCCCUCGCUGUGAUCAGUGCAGCUCGGGCUUCCACUCUUAUCCUAACUGCGAGGCGUGCACCUGCGACCCGAGGACAUCCCUAGACUCCAGCUGCAAUGCGGCAGGGCAGUGCCAGUGUAAACCCAACUACAGCGGCCCCAGGUGUGAGUCCUGCGCUCCGGGGUACUACAGUUUCCCUACCUGCUCACCCUGCCAGUGCUCAGAGGAAGGCUCUCGGUUCAGCGUGUGCGAUCCGGUUUCAGGGCAGUGUGUGUGUCUACCUAAUGUGGUGGGGGAGAGGUGUGACUUGUGCAGCUCUGGAUUCUACAAUUUUCCCCUGUGCCAAGCGGGAACAUGUAAUCCCGCCGGCUCUCUGGAGAAUGAGAUUUUGCCCACUGUGGGCUCCUGUGAGUGUAAACUGAAUGUGGAGGGCUCAGCCUGUGACAGAUGCAAGCCGCUUUACUGGAACCUCUCACCCGAUACUGUGUUUGGGUGUUCAAGCUGUGAGUGUAACACUGCAGGGACAGUGAGUGAAGUGGCAGAGUGUAGACAGGGUAAUGGACAAUGCUACUGUAAGCCUAACGUGUGCAGUGGAACAUGUACAGUAUGUAAGGACGGCUACUUCCAUCUGGACCGUAACAACUACUUUGGCUGCCAGGGUUGUCAGUGUGAUAUUGGAGGUUCAGCUCUUCCGUCAUGUGAGGAGAGAAAAGGCAGGUGUAGGUGCAGACCCAAUGUGGAGGGGCCCAAAUGCAACCAUCCACGUCCUGAUCACUACUUUCCUGACCUUCACCACCUGAAGUUUGAGGUGGAAGAAGGCACAACGCUGGAUGGCCGGCCAGUGCGUUUUGGUUACAAUCCACUGGAGUUUGAGGGGUUUAGCUGGAGGGGCUACGCUGAGAUGUCCAUCAUUCAGCCUCGGGUUCUGGUUGAAGUGGUGGUCGGAUCCCCAGAUCUUUUCCAUGUGGUGUUGCGCUAUGUUAACCGUGGAGGCACAGACGUCUGGGGGCGCGUCUCGGUGAUGGAAGACAGCAGGAAUUUUCUGUGCAGCAACUGUUCUGAACAGUCCAAACAGAUCGUUUUUGCUCCCAGUUCAGAGCCCACAUUUGUAAAUGUGCCUCAGAACAGUUUUGCUGAGCCAUUUGUAAUGAACCCUGGCACUUGGACCAUCAUCAUCGAAGCUGAAGGCAUUCUACUGGACUAUCUGGUGAUGUUGCCCAGUGCGUACUAUGAAGCUCCUAUUCUACAGCUGAAAGUGACUGAACCCUGUGUAUACAGCCCAACACACGAGCCUAAUCAGAAUUGUUUGCUGUAUAAGUACCUGUCUCUGGAGGAGUUCCCAUCUCUUUCUUGUAAGGAUGCCAGUUGCAGAUCAGAUAAUCAUCUGCCCAGAUCUUGCUCUUUAGAGAAGAUUACACCUCAACACCCAGACAUGGCUGUUUGCAGUGGCAAUGAUAUCAACAUACAGCUGCGCGGUCGAGUACCGUUACCUGGUGAAUAUGUUCUUGUGGUGGAAUAUGCCAGUGAAGAGAAAGCUCUGCAGACUUUUACUGUGUCUGUUAACACACCUGGAGGACGCAACCACCAGCAGCGCAUCACACUACUCCACUGCGCAUACAGUUUCUUGUGUCGUGCAGUGUCUGUGGAUGAAAGGCAGCGCAUAGCUGUCUUUACUCUUUCUACAGAAGUUGACAUACAGCUCAUUGCAGACCGAAGCAACUUCUUCCUGUACAAAGUGUACCUGAUCCCUCAUGCUCGGUUCACUAUGGAGUACCUAAAACCUGGAGUACACUGCAUUACCACCCAUGGGCACUUUGAGCCUGACAGUGCUUCCUGUGUCCCCUCUCGCUUCCAAACCCCAUCUCAGUCUCUGAUUUUGAAGGAGGGUCGGGCUUCCUUAUCUGACAAUGCAGGUGGCGACUCUGAACACUUGACUCCUUGGGACACGCCCCCAACUGCCAUUGACAACAGCGACCACAUCCGUCUGGACUCUGCACAGAAUGCAGUAGUGUAUUCAACACAAGUGCAUGCCUUGGGACGCUAUGUGUUCAUCCUACACUACCACCAGCCAUUGCACCCAACCUUCACUGUACAGAUUUAUGUAAAUGGUGGACGAAUUUGGCAGGGUCAUGCCAAUGCCACCUUCUGCCCUCAUGGCUACGGUUGCCGUAGCAUUCUGGUCUCAGAAAACCAGAUUAUUCUUGAUGUGACUGACCAUGAGGUUAUCGUGACUCUGCGAGUCCCAGAUGGCAAAACACUCUGGCUGGAUUACAUUCUAGUGGUUCCAGAGAGCAGCUACAGCUCUAGAUAUCUGUCCGAAGAGCCACUGGAUAAAUCCUAUGACUUUAUCAGCAACUGCGGACAAAACAGCUUCUACAUCAACCCACAGACUGCUUCCCAGUUCUGCAAGUCUUCAGCCACGUCUCUUUCAGCUCACUUCAAUAAUGGUGCAGUACCAUGCGGCUGCCAUGAGGUCGGGUCUGAGAGCGAUACAUGCCAACCAUUCGGUGGUCAGUGCCCCUGCAAACCCAACGUGAUCGGCCGAGACUGCUCGCAGUGUGCGACUGGAUACUACGGCUUCCCUAACUGCAGACCGUGUAAUUGUGGCACACGCUUGUGUGAGCCAGUGACAGGAGAGUGUAUCUGUCCUCCACGAACACUGCGCCCGGAGUGCGUGCAGUGUGAGCCGCAGACUUUCGGCUGCCAUCCCCUGGUGGGCUGUGAGAUGUGUAACUGUUCCCAGCCCGGCGUCACGGCCCAGGACAUCACCUGCGACACGAACAGCGGCCAGUGCAGGUGCAAGUCGAACAUCGUCGGGCGGCAGUGUGACCGGUGUGCACCUGGUUUCUUUGGGUAUCCGAAUUGCAGGCCAUGUGACUGCAAUGAGGCUGGAACUGAGAAGAACGUGUGUGACGCCACCACAGGACAAUGUCUAUGCAAGGAAAACGUCGUGGGCUCGCGGUGUGAUCAGUGUGCAUUAGGCACAUUCCAUCUCGACCCCACUAACCCUAAAGGCUGCACAAAGUGCUUCUGCUUCGGUGCCACUGACCGCUGUCGCAGCUCUGAUAAGCGUAGAGAGGAGAUUAUGGUCAUGCAUGGCUGGGUGUUGCUGAGAGGAGACAGACAGGACGUGCCUGUGUCUGUGUUCCUGGACCAGGAUCUGGUCGAGGCUGAUCUCAGUGAUGUCCCUGAUGUCUAUCAGGAUUUCUACUGGCAUGCACCAAGCCCUUAUCUGGGUGACAAGGUGUCCUCGUAUGGUGGUUACAUGCGCUACCAGUUACACACACAGACUCUGAGAGGAGACGCUCUGAUUUUGCCUUCUGAAGCCUCCCGACCCGACGUUAUUCUCAAGGGAAACCAGAUGAGCCUGGUCUACAUGGAGAGAGAGUAUUUUUCUCCUGAGGAUCCUCAUGCAGGAGUUGUCCAUCUAGUGGAGGGAAGUUUCCGUCACGCUCAGACAGGGAACGCGGUCUCUCGGGAGGAGCUGAUGAUGGUGCUGGUGGCUUUGGAGUCUCUGCAGAUCCGAGCGCUCCACUCGCAGUCAGCUCAGUCCGUCUCUCUACGUGCCGCCACUCUAGAGGGCGCCGAGCACGGACUCACCGGGCGCCAUGCUAACAAUGUGGAGCUGUGUAUGUGUCCGGCGAGCUACCAGGGCGAUUCCUGUCAGCGAUGUGCUCCAGGCUACUACAGAGACACUAAGGGGCUGUUCCUCGGCAAGUGUGUUCCCUGCAACUGUAAUGGCCACUCUGAUCAGUGCCUGGAUGGAUCUGGUGUAUGUAUGAGCUGUCGUCACAACACGGCCGGGGACCACUGCGAGAAGUGCCUUAAUGGUUUCCAUAGUGACAGCACAGUGGAUGGUCACGCUGUAUCCUGCAGCACCUGCCCGUGCCCACUGCAGGUGGCAUCCAACAAUUUUGCCACUGGUUGCGUAGAGAAGCCCAAUCAGAUGCAGUGUCUGUGCAUGCCAGGCUACGCCGGGCCCAAGUGCGAGAGAUGUGCCCCUGGUUACUAUGGCAACCCCAUGGUGAUUGGCAGCACUUGCCAGCCAUGCCAAUGCAACGACAACUUGGACUCGAACAUGCUGUUCAACGAUUGCCACCCAGUGACCGGCGAGUGCCAGGGCUGCAUGUACAACACAGCAGGACCCCACUGUGAGACCUGCGCUCCGGGUUUUUACGGGGACGCCAUCACUGCCAAGAACUGCACCAAGUGCAACUGUUCUCCUUGUGGAACGGCCUCAUGUGACCCUCAUACGGGUCAGUGUCACUGUAAACCAGGUGUAACUGGUAUCCACUGUGAUCGCUGUGAGAACGGCACAUUUGGCUAUGAAUCGUGCUCUGGUUGUCAUGCCUGCGACUGUGAGGCAGCGGCAGCUCUGGUUAAACCAUGUGACCCAGUCAGUGGGUCAUGUGCCUGUCGGCCAGGCGUGAACGGACCCAACUGUCGCCAGUGUGCCCCUGGAUACUGGGACUACGGCCCUAAUGGCUGCAAAAAGUGUGAGUGCAGAGGAGGUCGCUGCGAUCCACGGACGGGGGAGUGCCGCUGUCCGGACACACUGACAGGGAGACAGUGUGAUCGCUGCACUGACAGGCACAGUGUACUGGUCACUAAUGGAGCAGAUGUCCACUGUGAACCAUGUGAUAGCUGUGUGAAGGUGCUCCUGCACGAUCUUGACCUGGUGAACCACUAUUUCCACUCUGUGGAUCACCAGCUGAAGAACAUCAAUGCCAGCGCCCUCGCCUGGUCACAACUCCGCAACCUUAAUGCGUCUGUGAUGGACGUGGCUAGUUUAAUUGAAACCUACAACAGUACCCUGGAUGGCAGCAGGAUGAAGGCCGCUUUGCUUGAGAGUGAUCUACACACCACUGACUUUGACAUUUCAGAGCUGGAGAAGAAGGUCUUAAACUCAGUAAUAAAAGGCGAUAUGCUCAAGAACAACACCAAAGCCACAUACGAGAGAGCUCAGAGCCUGCUCGACCUAAUCAAAGGCGCCAUUCGAGACAUAGAAGCCGUGUUGGAGCUGGUAAACAGAGCAUCCCAGAAUGGCUCACAGGACGUCGAUGAGAACAUGUUGUCCCAGAAGCUGGCUGAGGUGGCAGACAUGUUGAGGGACAUGCGCUUCCAGAGCACCCAGUACCAGAGGACCCUAGCAGAGAGCGAGCUUACCGAAGCUGAGAAAUUGUUAGAGCGUGUGAAGGAAGAGAUGGCUGACCGAAACGCUGCAAACCAGGAUACACUGAAGUCUAUCAGGGAAAAACUGGAUCAGUUUAACAGGGAGCUCAUGAACCUCAGAGACUCCCUUAAUGAUGCAGUAAAGAACAUAGCACGUGCAACUGAAGGCAACAGCAUCAACCAGAAACUGCUGCAGGAGUACAAGCAAAAAGCGGAUGCUGUGAAUUCCAAGAGGAAAGAGGUGGAAGAUAUGAUUCAGAUGGCAGAAGACGAUGUGGCCCAGGUCAAUGACCUGUUGUCUAUGCUGCAGGAUGCCAAAGAGGACUAUGAGCGUCUGUCUGCUCAGCUGGAUGGAGCAAAGCAGCCUCUCACUAACAAGGUGCAGAACUUCACUCUUGCCAGCUCGAAAAGCUCGCUGGUAGAGAAAGCUGAGAAACACGCCGAGCUUCUCAAUCAGCUCUCUUUGAACCUCUCAAGCGUCAUUUCCAGCACUAACCAGGACACCUUCAUCCAGAAAGCUCUGAAUGCCUCACGCACGUACACCAACAUUAUUAAGAGCAUACAGGAAGCUGAAAACUCAGCAGAGGAAGCUAAUACAAAAGCCCUAGAGGGUAUCAAAGGCCUGAAUCUUUCCCAGCAAGCCAGUGACCUUAAAAAUAAGAGUAUGGCACUACAAGAAGAGGUAUCUACUCUGCUCCAGGAACUAACGAAAGAGGUGAAGCCUCAGGUGGAGGAUAUCAAGAAGCGACUACAUGAGGCAGAAGUGAAAAAGAAUGAGCUGCUUAAGGACCUGGCAUCAGUGCAGAAUUCCCUCAACUUAACCCAAGAGAACACAUCAAAAGACAUCCUGGUAGCCAAAAAUGCGGCAGCAGCAGUUAACAGCACGGUGGCUAAUGUGCUGGAAACACUAGCUCCUAUAAAACAGCAGCUGGAGGAGUGGCGCAGAGCAUACGGCGCAGCCAACACCUCUAAUGAUGAAUUUAAUGAUGCACUUAACCAGGCCAACAGCUCAGUGGGAGCACUCAGCGAGACCAUCCCGAUGUUGAUCAAAAAACUGGAUCGUUUGCAGAAUCGCUCACUCCAGAUUUCCAACAUUUCUGAGAAUAUCCUGAGAAUCCGUGAGCUCAUUGCUGAGGCCCGUAAGGCUGCUAGCAAGGUCAGUGUGUCGAUGAAGUUUAAUGGGAAGUCAGCAGUGCAGGUGAGGACUCCUAGAAAUCUGGCUGACUUGGCUGCCUACACCUCCCUCAAGUUCCACAUCACUCUCCCACAAGCUGCACGCACAAAGCGCCAAGUUACCAACGACCAGUUUGUCUUCUACCUCGGCAACAAGAACUCCAGUCAGGGGUUCAUGGGAAUGGUUCUGAAUGGUGCACGUCUACGCUGGCUUUUUAAUGUCGGUGAUAAAACUGCAGAGAAGGUGACACAAGUCGACGUUCGCUCAGACGGCCAAUUCAACAGUCUGUUCCUGGAGAGGAUGUUGCAGUAUGGUCAGAUGGUGAUAACUGUAGGAGAGGGACGAUCCUAUAAGGAGACUAUGGAGGCAAAAGGAGAUCACGGCCUCCUGAACCUCUACCCUAAGGAAACCGUCUUCUAUGUUGGAGGCUAUCCCAGUAACUUCAUGCCCCCUUCUGAGAUGAAGCUGCCUAAUUUCAAGGGUUGCAUUGAGCUCGAGAGUCUGAAUGAGGAGGUGAUCAGCCUCUAUAACUUUGAGCAAAUCUUUGCGAUGAACACCACUGAAGACAGUCCUUGCCCACGACCUAAGCCAGCAGUAACCCAGCAGUGGAUAGAAGAUGCGUCCUACUUUGAUGGCACAGGCUACGCUGAGAUCACUCCUAAAGCCAACAGCCAGUGUUCGAAAGCUCGCUUCGAACUGGAAGUCAAACUUGUCUCACAGAAUGGAAUUCUGCUCUUGCUUCGCAAUGAGACUAAGUUUGCGUGUGUGGCGGUGCUUAACGGGCGUGUCAAGCUCUUCUAUGACUUCAAUGGCACGUUGGUGGAGGAGGAUUACAAAGGCAUAGAACCUGACUUGUUGUUUGUCAGUGAUGCCUCUUCCAAAUUAGUGGAGGUCAUUAUUCCUACACGAGGAUCAUUACCUUUUACGCUGUUGGUGAGAAGACAGAGAAAAACACUGUACCAGGUCGAUUCGUCUGACAUCCCCUGUUUCACAGGAACCUACUUCCUAGGUGGUGUUCCGGAUGAGCAGAUGCCUGAGAGCUUGAAGAGUUUGUUCCCUAAGCAGGGUUCUGUAAAGGGAUGCUUUAGAAACAUUAAAGCCAUGGGAAGUUUUAUAGACCUGAAGACCAUGAAUACUUCAGGCAUUAGCUAUGGUUGUCCUGAUGACUUACUGGUUUCUCGGCAAGCUUACUUUAAAGGUCAGAGUUACCUCCGCCUCAAGUUGGACAACCUGCCCGACAUCACAGAAAAUUUUUAUGCUGGUGUUGGCUUUAGGACAGAGGAAAAAAAUGCACUGCUACUCCAUCAUAGGGCUACGAGUGGGGUGUGUCAGGUCCAAUUGGAAGAAGGCCAUGUGGUGGUGAGGGCUGGGGAUAAGGAGGUCCGAACUCAGAAUACUUACAAUGAUGCGACCAGCCACUAUUUGUCUUUCUAUAGCAAUAUGAACGGCCUUCGUGUUUAUAUGGAUGACGUGCUGGAAACCAACCCUAACACAAACGUGGCAAUAACCAGCACACUCCAGAUCGGUGAUGUCUAUCUUGGUGGAACACCCGAGGCCAACAGCAUCACCAACCUCACUGGCUGUCUGCGUAACAUUUUUAUAUACAGGAAUACAACGCCUCAAAUGGUGGUGGACUUGCUAUCAGCCAAUGAGAAUAUUGAUGUUGCCCUGGAAUGUCCUGCUGCUAAGAAACCACAGCAGAUCCUGGCUUCAUCUCCGCGCCUUAAAAACACCAAGAAGAAGCCAAAAAAACCUCAAAGACCAUUAAAAAGUCGCAGUGCCCGUGGUUCCUGCCAGGGGGAGUUGUCUGUCCAAGAUGCAAAUGCAUACCACUUCAGUGGAUCGACCCAGAGCCACAUGCAUUUUGAUUCAGUUCCUCCGACCUUCAGCAAGACGCCUAACGUGGCGAUGGCUGUUCGCGUGAACUCAUCCAACGGCCUCAUCUUCUAUACAGCGGCAGAAAGAGGAAGGACAGCAUUAACACUUUCUGUGUCUGAAGGCCACCUGCAGUUACUGCUUAGUGGAGUAAAGCGAAAAUUCAACAUUUUGACCAGCAACAAGUAUAAUGACAACAGCUGGCACACGGUGUUUGUGAAGGUUGAAAGAAAAAAGGCCAGUCUCAUAAUAGAUGGCAUUAAUGUGCAAAGCAAGAAGGUGUCUUUCUCAGGGGAGGAAACUGCACUUACAGGCCCAGUUUACGUUGGUGGCCUGCCAGCUGACCACAAAGCAGCAGAGGCGGGUUUUGUUGGCUGUAUCAGAGAUCUGAAGGUGGGUGAGGCGCAGCUAAGCCCCGCCUACAGUCUGGGGGUGGUGCCAUGUUUUCAGGAGCACCUCCAACCAGGUGUCUACUUCUCCAGCCAAGGAGGACACAUCGCUAUUGGUGAGUCACUGGCACUGAAUCGUGAUCUGGAGCUGGAGCUGGAGGUCCGACCCGUAGCAGACUCUGGCCUUCUGCUCCACGCUGGUGUCAGGAAGAGUCAGCAGUUCAGCGUCUACCUCACUGACGGAGAGGUUGUUGUUUUAGUGAAAAGUGGCAGUGAAGAGUUUGCAGUCUCUCUCAGGCCAGAGAAUUCAUUGUGUGAUGGCAAUUGGCACAAUAUAUUUAUUGAGAAGAAAAAGAAUGUGACGCAGAUACGUGUGGAUGGAGUGAGUGAAUAUGGUUUCGGCCUCAAAAACAGAUCGAAUGGAGACCGCGUCACUGUCUAUCUGGGCAACAUGCCAGAUGAAGUGGAAGCUGCUGCUCUCCCGUCCUCCCUCCCUCCAUACCAUGGAUGUGUAAGGAAAGCCGUAGUGAACGGCCGAGUUGCCAUGCUCUCCAAACCCCUCACCAUUUUUGGGGCUGUGGCCACUCAGGGAUGCCCUGCCAUGUAGCCCACAAUCCCCAACUUCACAUCAAAAUACCUAAAUCCUCAAAUCAGCAGGUGGUGGGUUUCUCUAUGUGAUAGCUAACUAAAUCAGAUAUUUAUAUUCUUUUGUUAAACAAACGUAUAUGUUCAAGAGGAGAACAUUUUUUUUGCAAAGACACUAAAUGUAAAACCACUGUUUGAGGUUUGAAUGCAACUAAAAUAUACGAGUACUGUAUGGUUUAUAUAAAAUAUUAGGGCAUUAUCAGUCUAAAUUAUUACUAAUGCAGCAGUACAGUUGAUAGGAAAUGUCUUAUUUAGAUUUCUAUCAACAGCAUUCCUGAUUAAGGGACCAAUCCUGUCUAUUUAAAGCUAGAUGUGCUUAGUGUUUGACUAAAUAAAACUGGAGUCAGUGUG